Molecule: messenger RNA, 12606 nt
Organism: Diabrotica virgifera virgifera (western corn rootworm)
Lineage: Eukaryota; Metazoa; Arthropoda; Insecta; Coleoptera; Chrysomelidae
Gene: MED24
Product: mediator of RNA polymerase II transcription subunit 24
Exons: 8
Coding region: 105-2858 (917 amino acids)
Cellular component (GO): mediator complex
Molecular function (GO): transcription coregulator activity
Source: RefSeq, a predicted model, not a curated record
GAAAAACUUUAACCUGCAAAUUUGACAACUGUCACAAAUCAAUGUUUAUUUGAUAAUUAAUAAAUAGAAUGAAUUAAAAUAAGUAAAAUAACAGCGACCCAAUCAUGGUAAUGGAAUCAAAAACAACUAGCAAGACUAGUUGCCUUAAAGCACUAUUAUUAAGGGCUUGGAGAGAAAGAUGGACAGAUCUACAAUGGGGCAUCAACAUCAAAACAGUCCUGCCUAGAGGAGUUAGCGGAGAUGUGUAUAAUCUGGCUGAUUGUAUCCUUCAACAAGCCGUUGUAGGCGCUGGGGCCAACCAGUUAGUGUUGAGUUAUUUGAGACAUUCUUUGAGUGCCCAGCUUGUUUCGCAUGCAGCUGUUCUUCAAAGAUUGAGCAAGUAUAGUCAGAUGAGCAAGGUUCAUUGUGUUUUUAGCCUUCUGGAAUUCUUUGAAGGAAUGCUUCCAGGCAUUACUGUCAGUUGUGGAAAGCCCGAAGAGACUGUAUUAGCUACAGCUGUCUUGUCAGUGGCCCUGUGGUUACUGAAUAUAUUGCAGCACUGCCAAACUAACACAAAAAUUAUACAAAAGACUUCAGAACUGUUGAAAAUUCUAUUGACUGACGAUUUUUAUAUAUCCAUGAUGUGUCUUGCAAGGUGUAAUGACCCAGAUCUCUUCACAGAAGCAAGUAGCAAAUGUUUAGAACUAGAAUCAAUUUUAGGCGAAGAAGACGAGAUUCUUCCGUUUGUAAGAAAAUUAUCGAAUAUGGAUGUUAAUAUCUUGCAAUUACCUAUAAAAAGCGAGAACUGGCCAGGUUCUCUAAUCCAGUGUUGGCUGCAAGUAAAACUAACAGGAAAUCCUGGGACUCCAACAUCAGCAUUAGCGCAACAGCUGAGGAUUUUUAAGAAACUGAAGGGUUUCAGCCAUGCUAGAUUAUAUGCGGAAUUGAUGAGGGGUAGUUUGAUGUCUCUGUAUAACGCAAAGCAAACCUCGCAUGAAAGCCAAUGGAGUGCAUUUGCCUUCCUUAAAGUGCCCCACAUUCUUUUGGAACUAGCAGGGACUUCAGACAGCGCUAGCAUUGUAUCCGCUUUAGAACUGAUGCUGCAACACAGCCCUUUGCUAGAUGCCAUGGAUGCCAAUAGCUCUUGUUCUAGUUUUGAAUGUUUGUUAAAUGAGCUGUCAAAAAAUAAGUUACUGUCAGAGACGCAGGUUAAAAUGUUUUUGGAAAAGAGGAAAACACCGCCAUCGUUAAAGAUAGAUUCAGUUCCUGGUAAUAACAUGUCUACUUAUUGGCAUAUCUGUGCUGAGAGUACUUUAACUGGGAUUUUGAAAACAUUGUCUUCCGACUAUCAAAAAAUUCAGGACGCUCUUUUAAAAAUGCUCCAUCAAGUCCUAGCCGGCAACAGUUUUGAACUCAUACUUGCUGUAGCUACAGUCCAGGACAAGUUGGGUACUCUAGUGAAUCGACUGAUCAAAUUUAACGAAUGCUCCAAGUCAGCUGGCGAAUCAAAAUCUCAGCUGUUUGAUAUAACCUUCGUAAUGUUGGUGACUAUAGUACAAAAUUAUGGAGCUUCAGCUGUGCUGGACUCGGAUGGAGAUUCACUGUUUGAGCAAUGGGUGAAGUCAUGUAUGGUGGAGAGGAAUAAGCCUAAAGCUGCGGAUCAAAUUCUUAGACUAGGUGAUCCUGUAAUCAUCCAAUCACUAUUGGAACAGUUCAACUCCGGAGAAUCCGAGUUCAAACCCGGCAUCAAAUGGCAGGAACUACUGUUUAACAUACCUGGUGUAAUGCAUGAAGUUCUUGUAGCGUGGGAGCAAGGUACUCUCGUUCCUCAAGACGUGAAACGCAUCCUAGAUGCAGUUAGAGGAAAAAUGUGCUGUUUACCUAUAGUUGCAGCUGCGUGGCUGUGUGCUUAUAUGAGAACGGCUCCACAAGAUACCUUACUCAAACCUAUAAAUAUGGUUCAGCAGCUUUUAAACACGCCAGGUUCAGAAGAGGAUAACUUCAAUGACAGGUGGCAGCUCACUUGUGAAAUUAUCAGGAAAAUGCAGCGGGACGUUCAGCUUCCUUUGCCCCAAAAGAGCGGUCAUUAUUUGGUGUCUAGGAAGCCUGCAACGGAACAAUUGGGAGAGGCUUGGAAACUUGGUAUUGUUCGAGGUUGGUUGGAUCAUAACUCGGCAAGAACUCUCCACUGUCUUCUGGAAACCGCUGGUACGAGAUGGUUGGUGUCUGCCGUCAUUCAAGAACUGGUGAAACUCAGGUACCGAGACCAACUUCAAAGAGGCAUCGACUUGGCUUUGGCUAUGUUCCAUGUUGACAUCGUCGGCUGUACUCGGCAACUUUUAUCCCACGUGUUGCCUCAGUUGUUAUACAACGAUAUACAAGCAGAUGGUCUGAUGGAACCUCAACUUCCAGCCUUAGCUUAUGUUACGAGUUACUGUGUGUUUACUGCAUGGGAUGCGCUGCAAUCUAUGGAGGACGUCGAUACAGACCCUCCAGUCGCCAAAAUGAGCCGCCUCUCCGACACGAAAGAAGAAGAAGCCAAGCCUUUGGAGCAGCUCCUCACCGCUCUUCGCCAACUGCUCUACAUGUUCGAAGGAGUCAUCCAAGAAGGCUCCAUUACCCAGCAAACCUAUUUCGCGUUCUACCUCAUCAAAUCCUUAGUCGAAGUCAAAGUACCAACUGCUAGUGCUGUAUUGGCUGCUAUUCCCUCAUCUCUAAUAUCGGAUUUGCUCAAAACGAUGCCUGAUCUGUUCAGUUAUCCGCUUCUGUUACAUAUUCAUGAUGUUACAAGUACAGCUGGAAGGAUCAAUAUGGCGAAGGAUUUGUGUAUAUUGAGGAACUAUUAUUUGAAGAAUGCUAAAGAUGUUGCUACACGAUAGGUAUGUCAUCUGAGUCGUUAUGGAUUGUAUAUUAAAACGAAAGAGGUGUAUUUUUGCUUCCUUGGGAAUAUGACUAGCUUGCAUCGUCAAUCUUCCUAGUGUUACUUGAUUUCUUGUUUGAGUGAUAAGUUCUUUUGUUAGAUUACAGUUGGAUCAUACCCAACAUAUUACGUCGUUGAAUCCAAGUCCUCGAAAUCGUAGCAUCAAGUCUCUUUGCAGGCUCUGGAUAGAUAGCUUCAAUGAGGUUGCUUUUGGUUUAUUCCACUGCGACCUUUUCAGAUCUAUCGUGGUCCUCCAGCUCUAGAUUACAUUCUCUAGCCUGGCCCUUUUUAAAAGACUUCGAGACUGAACCUUCCACUCAACUCUUUGUCGGUAACUUUUCUUCUCUUAAUGCAAAGAACCGCUCAUUUACCAGGCCUGAUGCUGACAAAAGUGUGGUCUGUUUUUUUCUCUUUUAGGUAGCAGAAUCUGCAUAGGUCAUAUUCUGCCAAUCCUAUAAGCUUAGUGCCCUGUUACCAGAUCUACUAUGGAUUUGACUGUUUUUCUGCUUAUUAGGUCUGCCAUAAACGAAUUCGCCUGUCUUUGUCCUGGUGAAUUUCUCUGCCAUUCUACAGAUUUGUGGGCUACCCACUUUCUUAUAGCCUGUGCAACGUCGCAGAAGGGUUGCAGUCCAACGAAUGGCAUUGAUGAGCCUUGUUUGGUCAUUUCAUCUGAUUUUUCAUUGCCUCAUCUCCCAGUAUCCAGUCUACCCAUACCCAUGCUAGCUUAGAAUUGACAUCUACAGAAUUGAGUGCCUUAAGCGCUGCCUGGCUAUCUGUGAUGAUGGCAACUGAACGGUACGUUCUUUCCUGCCUUUCUAUUUCUUCCAUGCAGUGAUAGAUUGCCGUUAUCUCCGCCUGGAAAAUUGUGACAUCCUUAGAUAGACUCACCCGCAAAUAUAUCCCUUUGCUUUGUCACUACUACACCGGUUGCAUCUAAACAUUCCGUAUAUGUAUUUGGCACCUAGGAGUUUUCUAUUGGUUCCUUGCGGCACGCGGCCAUAUUUCAACCAAUACGAGGCGAGGUGCCAAACGAAUAUACGGAAUGUUAUUCGGUGCGAAAUUCAUAUGCGGAAUGUUAAAUAUUCGUAGACCAAAAAAGACGACUUUUUAUUAAAAUCAGUUAAAGAAGACUGAUAUUAAAAUAUUUUGUUAAUAUAUUAUUAAAUAAAAAUAAAACAAUUAUAUCAUAUGGAAUGUUUGGUGGUAAAUUUAUAUACGGAAUGUUAAAUAUUCGUAGAUAAAAAAAGACGACUAUUUUCGUCUGGUAGCACACAUUCCAAAGUUUCAACAUAAUUGAAUAGCUGAAACAUAUCUAAACAUACUAAAUAAUACGUGAAAGUCAUUAAAAAUUUUGCGAAAGCGAAACCUUAAUCAAAUAAGGAAAUAAUAAUAUCUCUCAAAUCUAUACCAUUCCAUUUAUGAAUUUCGCACCAAAUAACAUUCCAUAUAGGUAAUAAUUGUUUUAUUUUCUUUAAUAAUACAUUAACAAAAUAUUUUAAAAUCAGUCGUCUUUAACUGACUUGAUAAAAAGUCGUCUUUUUUUAAUCUACGAAUAUUUAACAUUCCACAUAUGAAUUUCGCACCAAAUAACAUUCCAAAUCUUCUUUUAACUGACUCAAUAAAAAGUUGUCUUUUUCGGUCUACGAAUAUUUAACAUUCCGUAUAUGAAUUUCGCACCGAAUAACAUUCCGUAUACGCGUUUGGCACCUCGCCGCCUAUUGAUUGAAAUAUGACCGCGUGCUGCAAAGAACCAAUAGAAAAGUCGUAGGUGCCAAAUACAUAUACGGAAUGUUUAGAUGCACAGCUGUUCCUACACCCUCUGAUGUUUUUGAGCCAUCAGUAUAACAGGUAGCUUCUGCUUGUAUGAGUACACCUUCCUUCUAGUCUUCUCUGCCUGGUAUAUUUUGAAUUUAUUGUCAAAGUUAUAUGUCAUAGCUGCUGCAUCGAUGGGUUGUCCCCAACGAACUGUCAACACUGGUGGAAUCUACAUGAAGCGAACUUAAUGACGCCAGGAUGAGAUAGAAGAUAAUCAGGUAAAGGAGGGAAGAUAAUCGCCAUCUUUCGUAAACAAACAAAUUGACAGUGUUAGUCAGGUACGUCAGGGUUGCCAGAUUGGGGUAUUUUCCCACAAUUUUGGGGUAAUUUGCAAGCGUAUAGGGGAACUUCUCUAAGCACAAAUGGUUGGGAGAUUUUUUGGGGUAAAAAUUAUGGAAGAUUUUAAGGGGUCAUGGGAAAUUAAAUUUGCGAAUGUACACAUAGAACUGUAUAUUAUACUCUCAUAUAAUCGAAGAAGAUAGGACCUAUGAAUUAUUUCCAGAGCUCUUUGUUGAUAAGUAGUAUAAUUUUUGUUUACUCUUCUCUACAUUUGACUACUAAUUUAUUAAAAUGCGGCAAAAAUUUAAAUUUGGAUGAUUUGAGAGAAUUUCAGUUUCUAAGUGGGGGUUUUAUAAAAUCACAUCUGGCAACUCUGGUGGUAGUUAUAGCAAAUUUUACCUGACAAAUUCUCUGUCUCUCUAGAACCUCUCUCUUGUAUGUUGGCGCCAAUCUCGCUUCACUGUUGGAAUGGGACGGGGUCAUUCCAUCAGUGUUAACAGUUCGUUGGUUGUCCCACUACAUUAUCUCCUUUUAGCUCCUCAAUUUGCUUUCUAUUGUCAGCACUCUGUUAUGGCGUAUAUGUUGUUGACCAUGUAUUAAUCUUUGCAUCACUGAUCUGGCUUCGCCCUGUAUACAGAUAUAUGAAGUGGUGGUAGACUCAGCAGGACUCCAACCCCGAUGUACUAGAUAUAGUGCAAACACUCCUGACCACGGCGCAGUAGACGAAAUUUGGUUUAGUCCCCACUUCCAUGCGAAACGCACGGUAUCUACAAUAGAAUUUUUCUGCCUUUCCGUGAAUUUUGACAUUUUGACUCCGCCUUCGCGCAGCUCCAUGGUCAGGAGUGUUUGCACUAUUUCUACUGACCCAUAGGUUAUCAUUGGUUUUGUAUUAUCGUAGGAUAAUUUUGGUGUUGAGCCCCCAAUUCUUACCGCACAUUCUUCUACAUCUGCCCAAUGACAUAGUCGAUUUCUAUGUGGUUUUCAGUAUGUGAGGAUUCCUUGUAAGCCUAUGAUAAAAAUAUACCCCUAGAUAUUUUGUUUAUUUGGUAAAUGAACUCUCUGUUCCUCCCAACACCGGUGGUUUUAGGCUUUGUAAUGCUCUCUUUUUUAUGAAGUUGAAGAUUUGUGUUUUUUGAGCUUUGAUUGUCUUGUUUACGCCAGUUAUCAACUACACUAAGCAUCAAAAUUAACGAACCACCUUAAAAAUGGGAAAUUUUUGAUGUCUCGUAUUUCCUAAACCUGUUGUCCGAUUUGAGUAAUUUUUUUGUAUAUUAUAGCUUUAUUCUUCAAGAAUAUCGAUUUAAUAAUAUUAUUGCUAAACAGGUUAGUGUCAUUGUAUACCGGGUGUAACAAAGAUAGUGUGUUUUUUUCUCAGAGUUUGGAACACCCUGUGGAAUAUUCUAGCGUAUAUAAAAUAUUGAAAUUAAAAUUCAGCUGUAGCCUUAUGCUUUCUUAACAUUUUGCUUUUCGAUUCAUUCGCUUAUGUUGGAUAAUAAAAAAGUUAGGUACUUUAACCCUUAUCCGGGCAACACAUUUUACUUACAUAACCGGGCAACCCGGGUCCAUUGGGCCCACCACUGUUCUUGAAUGUACUAUUCAUAUUUACCCAUAUAUUUUUCUAAUAUUCUUUUUUGAUUUUUUAUUAAAGUUAAAUUUAAAUUGUCUAGAUUAAAAAAAGGUGCUACUAUAGUAUGCGGUCUACCUCGAGGGUGCUUACACUUAUCUGGCUUUGAAUAUACUGACUUGAAAGGACACCUACCUGGAUACGGAACAACUUGCUCAUCUACCGUUAUGUUUUUUUCUGGUAAAUAGUGUAUUUCUGAAAGAUUUGGUUGACUUGAUUCCACACAUCGCGUAUUGCUGCUAAUUUGUCGUUCCUUCUUCGUUCAGACCUCGUGCCCUUAUCGUCAAAUCGAACAAAUCUUAGCAAAUUUUUGAAUCGUUUUAACCCCAUGGUAGCUUUAAAUAUAGUGGGUCCAUAAAGCUUACUCCAAAGUAUAUCUACAUUAUGGAUGUUGGCACUCAGGUGCCCCGCUGUUAGUAGUAGUCUAAUAAAGGCAUAUAGCUCUGUAGAGUCGCAAUAUUUCCAGUUCCCUACCCCCAGGACUUUUUCGGCUUCUUUAUUUAUACACUUCACUAUUUAGUUCACAAUUUUUUCGUCCAAAAAAAAACAAAAGAAAUCAACAGGAUCAUCUACAUUUUGACCAGGGGCUAACAUUACUUUGUGCACUUUGCUUUUUAUUAUGUCGCAGGAUCGCAUACGUCCUCGCAUACUUCCAGUUAAUUCCAUCCUUAGUUUCAAAAAUUACACACUCUUAAAUCUGGGAACUUGUAGCUACACAUUCUUCUUCAUUAUCAGUCAAUACUACUUGCUGAUCAUCCUCUUCACUUGCUUCCGAAAGAUGAUCUUCAAUUUCAGAGUCACUUUCAAUGCCGCCUACUUCAGGAGAUUAUUCAUCAUCGGAGUCCCAUAAAUUAUUAGCAAUAUCUUGCAGUUCUGCAGCUGAUAAUGGAUUUCGGGACAUUUUAUUCGCACUAUGUACUUUCACUGUAAUUCAAUAUAAUUUUAAGAGCUUAGUUGUAGGCACUAACAUCGAUAUCAAACGACUGAUAGCAGAUGCAUUAUUCAUUUCAAAAUAUGUAUAGGUACCUACCUAACAAUAUUAUUGCAUUCCAACAAUGAUUAUCAGUUUUUAAAAUUCAUUUAUGAUGAUUUAAAAUUCAUUAACAAUGAUUACAUUGUUUGUUACACGUUUAGACUUUAUUAUUGGAUUUCCGGAAUCGUAAAAGUCGUUUAGAUAAUCCACAAAAACAUUACCUGACUGCCAGAUUAACUGCUGUAACAAAGAUUUAGACUUUAGGUAUAAAUGCAAAUAGGGUCCGAUGGGCCCGUGUUGCCCCUUUACUUGACAAAAUACUUUCGACCCAAUAAUUUCACAAAUGAUAAUGAAUAUUUUGAAUAGCUCAUGACUAUGUUUAAGUAAACAUACUUCUAAACAAAUUCAGUGAUGCAUAAAAUUCAAUAAAAAAAUUUUUAUCAGUUUAUGAUAAAAGAGUUUGCGUCUCGGGCCCGUUGGACCCACCUUACCCGGAUAAGGGUUAACAACUAGCAACGUUCUUCAUCAAUACAGGGUGCUUCUAAAUAAGUGCGGCAAACUUUAAGGGGUAAUUCUGCAUGAAAAAAUAAUGACCAUUUGCUUUAUAAACAUAUGUCCGCAAAUGCUUCGUUCCCGAGAUACAGGAUGCUGAAUUUUUUCGUACAAACUGACGAUUUAUUUAUUGCUCUAAAACCGGUUGAGAUAUGGAAAUAAAAUUUAGUAGGUUUUAAGAGGUAGUUAUUGCGUAUUUUUUGACAUACAAUUAAGAAUUUUAUAUUCACCAUUGGCGUGCAUACGGGUUAUAUUACCCGGUCAUAUGCUAGUUGUUGUAACUUUUUUAUUAUCCAACAUAAGGAAAUGAAUCAAAAAGCAUAAUGUUAAGAAAGCCUAAGGCUACAGUUGAGUUUUAAUUUCAAUAUUUUAUAUACGCCAGAAUAUUCCACAGGGUGUUCCAAACUUUGAGGAAAAAACACACUACCAUUGUUACACCCGGUAUACAAUGACACUUAUGAUAAGUGACUUAUCUGUUUAGCAACAAUAUUAUUACAUCAAUAUUCUUGAAGAAUAAAGCUAUAACGUACUGAAAAAAUCACUAAAAUCGGAUAACAGGUUUAGGAAAUACAAGACAUCAAAAAUGUCCCAUUUUUAAGGUGAUGCGUUAAUUUUGAUGCUUAGAUAUUUAGGGCUACUAGCAUUCUCCCAGACACCACCUGGACGAAUUUGCCCCUGGCGACGAUUGCAAUAUCGUCACCAUAUCCUAGACCUAGACAGUAAAUCUUGUGUGAACAGAUUUUUGAAAAGUUCAUCUACCAAGGUUGUCCAAUGUAGACGUGACAGAACUCCUCCCUGUGGAUAUCCUCAAUCUGCUCUUGCUUUGCUGGUUGCUUUACCCAUUAUGGAUAUUACUAUUCUAUUCCCAGGGAUGCCCUUAUCCAUGUGGAUAUUACCACAAAUGUUCCUCGUCUAGUUAUUGCCUUUAUCAAAGAGUUCAUAGUAACACUAUUACAUGCCACUUCAAUACCUAAAAAAGCGGCCAUUGCCAUCUGUUUGUCCUCCAUUGACUUCAUGCAGGGCUUUGGACUUAGCUUGGGCAGGCUCCGGAUACAAAUAAUAAUCUCUAGGAAUCAAACUUGGAGAAUAGCACAAAUGGAAGCUAAUUCAAAACACAAUAGGGAACUUGCAUAAAAUUUUAAAUUCGAAAAAAAUGGUAUAAAUCACAACAGAACAUAAUUUAAAACAUGUAUCAAAGAUAAAACAGUUUUGUUUGUUUUUCGUUUGGCCCGUAAAGACGAUUAAAAAUUCAAAUUAUACCAGUCAGCCCAAAACGCGUCGUGACGUCAUCGGGCUAUAUGUUUACAUUCUGAACCAACAAAGUAAACAAAAUUGUAUAUAAUUGAAGACACAAGUGCGUGAAGGGUCUAUGUGACAUUUGCAAGUUAUUGAGAAAAAUGAAGUUAAAGUUUUUAUACUAGAACUUUUUUACUCAUCAUCAUUCUCUUUGCCUUAUCCCUAUGCGGGGUCGGCUUCCCUAAUUGUAUUUCUCCACACAAUUCUAUCUUGGGUCAUAUCAAUGUUAAUCCCCUUUACCAACAUGUCCUGCCUUAUCGUCUCCCCCCAGGUCUUUUUUGGUCUUCCUCUCCUACUCAUUCCAGGAAUCUGCACUUCAGCUAUUCUUCGUAUUGGGUGAUUAACAUCUCGACGUUGAACAUGACCAAACCAUCUUAAUCUAUGCUCUCUCAUUUUGGCAUCAAUUGGUGCCACACCUAGACUUCCCCUAAUAUACUCAUUUCUAAUUUUAUCCUUCUUUGUCACUCCACUCAUCCCUCUAAGCAUUCUCAUUUCCGCCACAUGCAUUCGUUGUUCCUCUUUCUUUUUCACUGCCCAACAUUCAGUUCCGUACAUCAUAGCCGGUCUUAUGGCUGUUUUAUAGAAUUUUCCCUUCAGCUUCAUUGGAAUUUUUCUGUCACACACCACACCACUCGCUUCUUUCCACUUCAUCCAUCCAGCCCUAAUUCUACUUCAUGCAUCUCCAUCUAUUUCUCCAUUACUCUGUAAUACCGAUCCUAGGUACUUAAAACUAUUGCUUUUCACAAUCAUUUCACCAUCCAAAGAUACUAUUUUAUUUGUAGUAGCUCUAUCUUUAAAUGAACAUUCCAAAUACUCUGUUUUUGUCCUACUAAGUUUUAAGCCUUUUUCCUCCAGAGCUUGUCUCCACUGUUCCAGUUUUUGUUCUAAGUCUCUUUCACUAUUUCCUACUAAUACGACAUCAUCAGCAUACAUUAAGCACCAUGGAAUGUUACCCUGUAGUUUUGCUGUUAUAGUCGGUUCGCUAAACUCAGACGCAACUGGCUAGAUAUUUUAGUCCAUAAUUUUUUUGUUUUUUGCCAAUUUUGCAAAAAUUGGCAAAAUUACUAACUAUUUAGUGAUUAUUAACUAUUUAGUAAUUAUUUUUUGCCAAUUUUACUAAAAUUGGCAAAAUUACCGACUAAAAUAUCUAGAAAGUUGCGUCUGAGUUUAGCGAACAGACUAUAUCUGGUCCAAAACUAAUGAGAAUAAAUACGGACUAAGCACAGAGCCUUGAUACAAUCCUACUUUUACAUGAAAUUUAUCCGUCUCUCCCACACCUGUCCUAACACUAGUCGUUACUCCCUCAUACAUAUCCCUCACAAUCUUUACAUAUUCACCAGGGACUCCUUUCUUGUUGAGUGCCCACCACAGAAUCUCUCGAGGAACUCUAUCAUAUGCUUUCUCAAGAUCAAUGAAUACCAUAUGGGCGUUUGUUUCUUUAUCCUGUAUUUUUCCAUCAACUGCCUUAUAAUGAAAAUAUCAUCUGUUGUUGAUCUACCCUGCAUAAAGCCAAAUUGAUUCUCGGAUAUUUCGGUCUCUUCACGUAUCCGUCUAUCAAUUACUCUUUCCCAUAUUUUUAUGGUGUGGCUAAGCAGUUUUAUAGCCCUGUAGUUUGUACAUUGUUUUAUAUCUCCUUUGUUUUUGUAGACAGGUAGUAGUAUACUGCUUCUCCAUUCGUCUGGCAUUAGUCCAACUUCCAUAAUUCUAUUAAAUAAACCUUCUAAGCCACCUUGUUCCUGUCUCUCUUAAUGGUCUCCAUACUUCCCCAGGAAUAUCAUCUGGUCCUACCGCUUUUCCUUUCUUUAUUUUUUGAAGCGCUUGAGCCACUUCCUCGCUUGAGCCACUAGAACUUUUUUACUAUAAGAUCUAAAUAGACUAAAUUUAUAGGAUAGGUAGUCCUAAAGCUUAUAUAUUUAUUAACACUAUUAAAAAAAACUUAACAAAAAUAUUUACUAUAUAUUUUUUAUAUAUAAAAAGUGUACAUAGAUCUUUUAUGCACUUACAUUUUAAAAUUUACUGUGUACAUAGAUCCUUUACACUCUAGUAACUUAGAAAAUAUUAAUUUUAAUACAUGUUUGGCUUGUUUGAAAGAUUUUUAGGUUCGAACAACUUACUUUUAACAUAAAAAACAUGUUUUGAAAAAUUUUAACAUAGACCCUCCAUGCACUUGUGUCUUCAAUUUUAAAUUAGACAUUAUAAACGUCAGUAGAAAAUGCAGUUAUGUGACGUUACAAGUGUUUUUGAUCGUUUGAACUAUUCAUAGAAAAUUUGUACUUUUACAAAAUGGUUUUAUUUUCCCUAGUGAACCUUCUUUCCUUUUCUUCAAUAACUAAAUCAAACUCCAAUCUCAAAAAACUGGUAUAUAUUAUUACAAUAACAUACGAUAAAUGUCAUUAGAAUAUAAAUAUUUUUCCUUUAUUCCCCGACGACGAGCUGGCCAAAUACCCAAGUAGGUGGAGGCCAAUAAACUAAAGAAGAAUCAGAAGAAUAUACCUAAAUAUAACCAUAAACGGAACCAUAUAGUUAAACUCUGUGACGUCACGGGUCGUUUGAACUAUUUUCAAAUACAGAAGACUUUAAAUUUGUACUUCUAAGUUAUUACGAGUUUUUGAAGCGUGAAAUUUUGGAAAUCUCAUUUUUAUACAAAACUGAACAUUAUCAUGUAAUAAAAAAAUGUGCAAGUUCCCUAUUCAUGAAGCUUUUUGCAGACUUCUGUAGGUACAGAUGUGAUAUAUAGAGUGAAAAGCAGGUUUUGCUUUACCAAACCAGCUUAUUUCUCGUUAGUUUUUUGAUUCUUUACAAAAUUACGCGACACAUUAACUUUGGCGUACUGUCAAAAACGGACCAAUUGACAGACUGCUCUUUACUGUCAUAUUUAACUUACAAAAACAUGAUUCUAUGGAAUGAUAAAGCAGAUUCCUUUAAAUUCGCUCUAUCUAGGUACUAGACCUAGAAGUUUUUCGCUUCCAGUUUUCAUAUUUAUUGAACUUUCGAUUACGGUUUACAAUUUUUUUUACUUAUUUUGACAAUUUUUCAACAAAUGACAUUGAAACAAAUUUAUCUACUCUUCAAAUGCGAUUCUCAAUUUUAUAUUUGAUGUAAUUUUGCUUUAUUUAUAUUAGAAUAAGAUAGGCAAAGGAAUAGUAAAAUAAAUGAAAUUUUUAUUAA